This is a messenger RNA of Acanthoscelides obtectus, 792 nucleotides long. The record is from the annotation of a GenBank genome assembly. NCBI's taxonomy places the organism in Eukaryota, Metazoa, Arthropoda, Insecta, Coleoptera, Chrysomelidae.
GUCUAGAUUAAAUCAUGACACACCUGGAACAACUCAGCUUCAAAGUUCAUUGACUCGAAUUUUUUUUUACAAGAUCAACUCGGAACAGAUCUGGCAAUGUCGACGUGUAGUUGCAAAGUGCACCGCACGUUGACAAGGGCGCUUUAGGAUUCACGAAUUUUUUUCAUAUCCAAGAAUUUCUGCAAGUGCCGGUAUUGGGUAUUCAGGUCUAUCAAAAAUUUCGAAAAUACUACGCAGCAAAAUGAAUUCUAGCGCAAAAUUACUAAGGACAAGCGUUGUUAGACAUCUCCGCUCAAUGUCACAACUGGGAGACCUUGGCAGCGGUGCUGGGAAAGGAGGAGGUGGUGGAGGAUCUAUCAGAGAGGCUGGAGGAGCAUUUGGGAAACAGGAAGCUGCCAGGGAAGAAGAAUACUUCUACAAAUUGCAAAAAGAGCAAAUAGCAAAACUGAAAACUGAACUCCACGAACAAAUCAAUUUUCAUGAAGAACAGAUUAAGAAGCACCAGGAGGCUAUAGCUCGCCACAAGGAAAGAGUAAGCCAGUUGGACAAGUGAAUGGUUUUAUCUCAUACUUAGUUAUGUGAAAUGUAAUGUUUUUUGUUGCUUGUAUUGAUAUGCUUAAAUGCUACAAAUAUUGAUUUCUUAAUAAAGUAUUAAUACUUAGUUACUCUGUUUCUUAAAAUUGUAUUAUUCCCUCUAAAACUACAUAACACUGUAAGUAGGUAUUCCACCUUCCAGGUGUUAAGGUCUGGAUAUGUAAGACAAUUUGUAAUUAAAAACAUUUAUCAUCGAAA